Molecule: messenger RNA, 2362 nt
Organism: Castor canadensis (American beaver)
Lineage: Eukaryota; Metazoa; Chordata; Mammalia; Rodentia; Castoridae
Gene: Epb41l5
Product: erythrocyte membrane protein band 4.1 like 5
Biological process (GO): actomyosin structure organization
Cellular component (GO): cytoskeleton
Molecular function (GO): cytoskeletal protein binding
Source: RefSeq, a predicted model, not a curated record
AAAAAUGCUGAGUUUCCUCCGAAGAACUCUUGGGCGGCGGUCCAUGCGUAAACAUGCUGAGAAGGAAAGGCUCAGAGAGGCGCAGCGGGCCGCCACACACAUUCCUGCAGCUGGAGAUGCUAAGUCCAUCAUCACCUGUCGGGUGUCCCUUCUGGAUGGUACUGAUGUUAGUGUGGACUUGCCGAAAAAAGCCAAGGGACAAGAGCUAUUUGAUCAGAUUAUGUAUCACCUGGACCUUAUUGAAAGUGAUUAUUUUGGUCUGAGAUUUAUGGAUUCCGCACAAGUAGCACAUUGGUUGGAUGGUACAAAAAGCAUCAAAAAGCAAGUAAAAAUUGGUUCACCUUAUUGUCUGCAUCUUCGAGUUAAGUUUUAUUCUUCAGAACCAAAUAAUCUUCGUGAAGAGCUAACCCGGUAUUUAUUUGUUCUUCAGUUAAAACAAGAUAUUCUCAGUGGAAAAUUAGAGUGUCCCUUUGAUAUAGCAGUGCAAUUGGCAGCUUAUAAUCUGCAAGCUGAACUUGGUGACUAUGAUCUUGCUGAACAUAGUCCUGAACUUGUCUCUGAGUUCAGAUUUGUGCCUAUUCAGACUGAAGAGAUGGAGCUGGCUAUUUUUGAGAAGUGGAAGGAAUACAGAGGCCAGACACCAGCACAAGCUGAAACCAAUUAUCUGAAUAAAGCCAAAUGGCUAGAAAUGUAUGGAGUUGAUAUGCAUGUGGUCAAGGCUAGAGAUGGAAAUGACUAUAGUUUGGGUCUAACUCCAACAGGAGUCCUUGUUUUUGAAGGAGAGACCAAAAUUGGCUUAUUUUUUUGGCCAAAGAUAACCAGAUUGGAUUUUAAGAAGAAUAAAUUAACCCUUGUGGUUGUAGAAGAUGAUGAUCAGGGCAAAGAGCAGGAGCAUACAUUUGUCUUUAGACUGGAUCAUCCAAAAGCAUGCAAACAUUUAUGGAAAUGUGCUGUGGAGCACCAUGCCUUCUUCCGCCUCCGAGGACCUGUCCAGAAGAGUUCUCAUCGCUCAGGAUUUAUUCGGCUAGGAUCACGGUUUAGAUAUAGUGGGAAGACUGAGUAUCAGACCACAAAAACCAAUAAAGCAAGAAGGUCAACAUCCUUUGAAAGAAGGCCCAGCAAACGAUACUCUCGAAGAACUCUACAAAUGAAAGCAAGUACCACAAAACCUGAGGAACUCAGUGUUCACCAUAAUGUUCCAACCCAGAGUAAUGAUUCACAACAGGAUUGGGGUGUGCGAUCUCCUGUGCCUGUGAUUCCUUCCACAUCCUCUGGUCCUGUGCUGGUGGAGAUAGAGAAUCUUCCACAGAGUUCUGGAACAGACCAAUAUAACAGGAAAUGGCUCUCUGCUGCCAGUGACUGCUGUCAACGUGGUGGAAACCAGUGGAACACAAGGGCCUUGCCCCCAUCCCAGGCUGUACAUAGAAACUACACUGACUUUGUACAUGAGCACAAUGUGAAGAAUGCAGGAGUCCAUCAUGAUGUUCAUUUUCCUGGCCAUGCAGCCAUGACUGAGAUAUAAGUUAUUAAGCCUGUUAAGACUUGGGACUCUGUCAUCCAAGUUGAUGGUCUAUGUUUUCUGAUGUUUAUAAAGGAUUGAUCACAUUAGGAGUACUUGGGAGAAUUUAUUUGAUACUGAGUCACACUAGUUGUAUAGUGCUGUUUGUGAUUGACUUCCUCGGUGGAAGGGAAGAGGAUUUGAAGAAGCUGUAUGCCAUCACUGACAAUGACAGAAGUUGCCCUGUUGAAAGAGUGUGUAUACCACUGUGACUUUGGAAAGAGUGUGUAUACCGAUACGAUUUUAGCAUGUUAAUAUAUCACUCAGAAAAAGGCUUGUGUUUAUGACAAGCUACCAGUUGUCACCCCACUGCAUGCCAUCCAAAUAGAUUAAGGUUUAAAGAAUGAGUCACUAAAAGCACACUCAAAAGGAAGCAUGUUCAGUCAUGAUGUAUCAGCCCUUUGUAAUAUUAUAAUAGUGCUAUUCUCAUAUACUAUCUUAAUUUCUAAAGUGAUCCAUGCUUUAAUUUAACCUGAAGUGCCAUGGUUUUAAUUAAUAAAUUUUAAUACAUUUUUGCUUUUUAAUAAGCACAAAUAUUUUAUGUUACCUAGAAAAGUCACAUUAAUAGUAUGAUUCAUAUAGAGAGAUAAAUCUGAAUGGUUACUUUAAGUGGUUAACCAAUGGCUAACGGAAUGGUUGCAUUACUUCGGAAUGGGAUACCAAAUGGAAAAUGUGCUUACUUUGUCUUUUCACAUUAAUCUCUUUUCUCUUUCAUCACAUCUGCCUGACAAAUUACCCAGGUUUGCAGUAGCCUCAUAAUCUGGCCUUGUUAUACAACUGUUAAAAUAAAAUUGUGAAGUCAAA